This is a messenger RNA of Oryzias latipes (Japanese medaka), 3707 nucleotides long. It is a transcript of the gene nkx6-3, whose product is annotated as NK6 homeobox 3. Gene Ontology annotation, cellular component: nucleus. NCBI's taxonomy places the organism in Eukaryota, Metazoa, Chordata, Actinopteri, Beloniformes, Adrianichthyidae. Gene Ontology annotation, biological process: regulation of transcription by RNA polymerase II; cell differentiation. Gene Ontology annotation, molecular function: RNA polymerase II cis-regulatory region sequence-specific DNA binding; DNA-binding transcription factor activity, RNA polymerase II-specific. The record is from RefSeq and is a predicted model, not a curated record.
UUAUACGCAUUUCAGCCUGUUGUAACUAAAAAAAAACAAAAAAAAACGUUUGUAUAUUAAUGCAACAAACUUCCUGAGACAAUUCUUUGCUUUUUAAGAGAGAAAAAAAAAGAAUAUGAAUUGUGUUUGUGUUGACAUCAUGAUUACAACACAAAAUAAUUAAAGUUAAGGGGGGGGGGCGCUCACACAAAGGUCACAUAAAUCAUCUGAUUUGUGGAGUCAGCUGUUCAUUUAGAGGAAUUGGUCCCUCUGAAAGGAAAUGAAAGUAAGCCAGGGUGCGUGCCUCUAUUGGAUACUGGACAGAGGUAUUGUCUCCUCCCACAGCCUGAUAAGCCCUGAUUGUUUUAAAUGCACUCCUCCUCACUCUCACAUGACCACGUGAAGCAACCACAGGAAAUCCCGAAUGAGAUUACCAUCCCUGGAAAGUUCCCCGCCUUUUCUGCAGCAAGGCGGGGAACAGCCCCUCUCUUUGCCCCUCACUGACAGUCCCACUACAAAUCAAACAGUAAAUGAUUUUGUCAGCAGGUUUAAACAUUCACAGAGCAUGCAGUCGCCCACACAACAAGAGUUUUGAGGUUCUCUGGGUAAAUGAUUUAGAAUUUCAGAUUUAGGACUUUAGAUAUGUUAGUGAAAACCGCCUGCAACACAUUAUGACUCCACAGACUUUGUUUAACCACAUUUUGAAUAUACUUGGAUUUUAGCAUUGAAGGCACAUUUUAGUCAGAUAAGUCAAACUUUAUUCAACCACUUCACAAACAGUAGCAGCACAUGCGAAUCACUCUACAAGGCUCCUGACUAAUAAUGCUCCAACAAUCCAUCAAGAGGUGUGACUUCAUAAUUUUCCAAAGUUGGACUAAAACCCUGACGGAUUUUUCAAACCCUAAGCCUAGCAUUACCGGUGCAGCAAAAUGGCAAGUGAUACUUAAGCUAUAGAGCCGUACAGUUUACAGCCAGAUGACAGUAGGAUGAGGAAAAUGAAGACGUUAACGGAUCUAUUUGUCUACAAGUGGCUGCAUCAGUGUGGAGCGGAGCACAGAAAUUAUGGCCCAACAAUUACUCAUUCUGCAUCACAAUUGCCAGCUCUUUCUAAAAGAACUUCUUCAUAUGCUCCAGAUUCACCAUUAUUUCAAUAAAGUAAUACUCAGAAAUGGAAUUUUGAGCUUAAUUUUCUUCAUAUUUGUCCUUUGUCAUGAAAAGAAUGCUACAAGAACACCUAAAAAAAAGAAGUUUGCUCUGAGUUAGUCUUUUAAAGCAAAUUAACCCCACUCCCUUGCAAUCGGGGAAAUUUGUGUCGUAACUACAUCAGUGAUCAGAUCUUAACCUAACCUGCUUGUUUGUGAUUGGCCUAAACAUAGGUUUUUACCGUAUAAAAAGACGACACAUUUGUAAAGUUUUCAUUUUUGCUGGAGUAUUCAACUGCUUUCCUUUAAUUCGGUAUCAGUGAUGUCUUGUUCAAAGACCUGUAUAUUAACCUGCAGUAUGUCUUUUAUCAUUGGUAUUUCUACAAACACAAUUGGUUUGAACCAAAGGGCGCUUAAUUGUAUUUGUUCUUUGUGUGAUGUAUGUACUACAGAGCAUUACUUAGAUGGAUGUGCCUUUUUUUCUGAAUGUGUGCACAUUUAUCUUCUUCUGCUCCUCCUCUGUGUAUUUCAGCAGCAACACACUCGGUCAGACAUGGCAGGCCAUCAAAAAAUCUACUUGUUCCCAGUACACCUGUUCAAAAAACUAUUAAUCUGCUGCCGUCCAAUAAAAAGCUUAGCUCUGGAUGAGGAGCCAAUAGAAAGGCAAUGAAGCUGCGAGACCGAAGCCAAUCCCAAGCUGCAUUCUAAUGCGGACAAUCUUUAUCAAGGUACCACUCCAUCUCCAGAUACUGCUUAUUUAUAAUUUCUUAGAGGAGAGGCUGCAGGAGGAGUGUGUCAAAAGAGGAAAACCAAAACAGAGGCGUCCAGAAGGCUCGCUGAAAACUUUGGAUAUGGAGUCAUCAAACCCUAAACUGUGGAUAACCUUGGUGUAGUUACAUGUUCGGCUAUUUUGGUAGACAUUAGGAACUCUGCAAUAUCAGCGAUUAGUGAAUUUGGACAUUUUAGUUUUGUGGGACGAGGCGUGUUCCAAAUCCACUCACUGUUUGUGGUGCACCAAAGACCCUCUUUGGAAAAUCUAAAACUUUUGGACCUCCUGGAUCUUGGUGGAUGUGUUGCUGAUCCACGGAGGGCACGAUUCAAACACUUCCCAUGGAUCCAAACAUCCAGGGGUCUUUCCUGUUCAACAACAACCUGAACCAAUUCCCAUCAGACCUUAAAGGACCUGUGUGCCAGUACUCCGUGCCCAACUCUUUCUACAAGCUCAACCCAGGCCUCAACAGCCAGCUGCAGCCAGGGACGCCACACGGCAUCAACGACAUCCUCAGCCGCUCCAUGGUGGGAGUGGGCUCCACUGGCACCACCACAUUGCUGUCUGGGUACUCCACCAUGGGCGGCUUCGGCCCCUCCGUAACCAGCACGUCCAUGUACUACAACCGAGACUACAACCCUUCUUUGGGCAGCUUCUCCAAGAUUGGCACCGAGUGCCCGAUGAAGAGCCGCAGUGUGAGCUGCUGGGCAGAGAGCACCUGUGAUUGGAGAGGACGGCAGCAGUGCAGCAACAGCAGCGGCUCUCUUGUGGAACUGCCCAGCAGGAAGAAACACACCAGACCAACAUUCAGUGGUCAUCAGAUAUUUGCUCUGGAGAAAACCUUCGAACAGACUAAAUACUUGGCUGGACCAGAGAGAGCGAGACUGGCUUACUCUCUGGGAAUGACUGAAUCCCAAGUUAAGGUAUGGUUUCAGAACCGACGGACCAAGUGGAGGAAGAAGAGCGCCUCCGAGCCCACGUCCACGCAGGCGAGUCACGUCGGACAAGGCGGAGAGGCCUCCGAAAACGAGGUGGAGGACGAAGAGUACAACAAACCACUUGACCCUGACUCCGACGACGAUAAGAUCCGACUCCUGCUGCGCAAGCACCGCAGGGCGUUCUCUGUCCUGCGCCUCGGGCCACAUCCAGUCUGACACACUGCAGCAGGCUUUGACGCACACGCUCCUCAGCAGACCUGCAUGCUGUGACAUGAAUAACUUUGAGUACUGAAUAGAUCCAAUGAAGCGUCUCCAAAAGCGACAAAUUGUUAUUACCUAAAUAAAAUAUUGAAUUAUAAUAGAUUUGAAGUAAUUUGUGCGUCUGAAGUUGAUUUGUAAAAACCUGCAUGGUGCAAUUUGUGGAAGGAGAAAAUGGUUUAAAAAAGAAAGAUUGUUUUUUAGUUGAACCUAAGUUGUUUGUGAAUAUUUUAAUUUUAAAGUUAAUCUUUUUUUAACAAAAUAAUAUAAAACCCCCUGCUUGUCUGUGACCUUCUAAAUGUUUUACUUGAGUUCUGUUAAAACGAAAUGCCUUUCAAACCCCGUUCACUGCUUAGGAGCUGCAAAUGUAAUAUUCAGCUGCAACAAUGCACAAUAAAUUUCACGAGUUGUUUGUCAAAGAUGGUGGUUAUUGUUUGCAAAUUAAAAAAAAAAGCAACCUAAACACCAUUUGACUCAAGUUUAGGGGACUAAACGAGAAAAGGUUAUAGGUCAAAGCUGGAGAGAUAUACUGCCUGUUUAACCUAAUUGAAGAAAAUGACCCCAGUAACCCCUUCCAAUGUAAAAAUCAAUACUAACAAAUAGGCUCAGUCGCUGUUUAAA